Messenger RNA from Nakaseomyces glabratus, 3120 nucleotides. RefSeq names its product histone acetyltransferase (gene TAF1). Gene Ontology annotation, biological process: RNA polymerase II preinitiation complex assembly; transcription by RNA polymerase II. The record is from RefSeq and is a predicted model, not a curated record. Gene Ontology annotation, cellular component: transcription factor TFIID complex. Gene Ontology annotation, molecular function: RNA polymerase II general transcription initiation factor activity; RNA polymerase II general transcription initiation factor binding; TBP-class protein binding. NCBI's taxonomy places the organism in Eukaryota, Fungi, Ascomycota, Saccharomycetes, Saccharomycetales, Saccharomycetaceae.
AUGAAAGGCAAUAGCAAAGGCAAGAACAAGGAUCUAUCCAAUGAGGACGAUGCAUACAAUGCCAUCUUUGCCGGUGACUUUGGUUCUAUGGAAAUUGGAAGCUAUAUAGGCAAAGAUGAUGAAGGCGCAACAGAGCAUUUGCCAGAUGCUGUAGAUUUUGAGGAUGAAGAUGAACUAGCGGAUGAAGAAUUACCAGAAGAAGAAGAUGUGGUAGGCGAAUUUGGUGUUACAAGUCACAAUAAUAAAGAUGACGGUUAUAUAUCGGGUUAUGAUGGAGGUGAACAGGAUCUCUUCGAAGUUGGUCCCAGCGCAAACGGAGAUGCAGACGUCAGGAAUCACUUCAUGAGCACAAUACCGAAUGAAAAUUCUUCCAUGGUGGGUAGCGACCUAUCUAAUGAGGAAUAUCAAGGACAGAAUGCUUUAUUUAUGGGUAUCGAACAGAAUAAUGACUCAAUGUACAUGGACAAUACCCAUGCUUUCCCAGCGCCAGAUAGCGGAAAUGCAGAAAGAGUACAGCAACGUCAACAACAAAGGCUAGCUGAAUUAGUCAAGAAGGAACAGAAGACUAUACUGGAAAAGAAGCUCCUAAAGAAAUAUUUCCCUACAUUUAGCAAAGGAAAAAUUUUAAAGUGGAAUAAACUCAUUUAUAGGAAGACAAUGGACUACAACUGGUACUAUAAAAUUCUUGCUCAGGAGGAUCUUUUGAAACCGUUAUUUCCACUAAAACUAAAAUUACAUGUACAGCCAGAUCAGCGGAAGUUAUUUGAACUGCCAGAAAACAGGUGGAAUAUGAUGUCCAAGGCAAAAUCUAAAGAAGGCCAACGAAAGGGCAUAGUUUCUGUAGAAAUUGAAGAUGCUGACUUGGAUAACCUGCGAGAAAAGAAUGUACAAGCGAAAGAUAAUGGUAUCUCAGAUGAACUAAUUAUUGCGACCACUGAUUGGAAUGAAGACCAAAUUAUUAAUGGCCAUCUGAAUGAUGAAUCUAAAUCAAGAAUGAGUUUUGAAACCAAAUCAUACGAUACUCCUUCAGAUUGGAAUUGGAAUGAAGAUGAUUUAGUCAAUGGUAAACUGAAACAAGCAAACAUGGCUGAAUUGAGCAUGAAUGAUCCAAACCUGUUACUUAUUGAAGAUAAAAAAAGAAUUACUAAUAUUAACCAGGAGAACAAGGAGAAACAAACUUACGACAUCCAGGCCAUCAUGAAAAGAUUUAACAUAUCCAACGAUGAUAAGUACAAUAUACUGAGACAAGCACAUCAAACCAAGAUUCGUGCCAUUAUUUCAAAUCUUAAUAUUGAGCACUCCAAACCAGCUGCACGUUUACAAUCUCCAUUUUACAAAGUUACUGCUCCAAAAAGCCAAUUAAGACAUUUCCAUCGCCCUAAUUUCAAUAGCACAAUUAGAGCUGGUACAAAUAUAGUAUUCAGUAAAUUAAAGCUCCGUAAAAGAAAACGUGAUAAGGGAAAAGAUAUAAAGGAAUCUUUUGCCACUACUCCUGAUUUGACAGUAGGUGAUACGGCACCUAUAUACUUAAUGGAGUUCUCAGAAGAAAAUCCUUUGGCACUAUCCAAAUUCGGUAUGGGAAACAAGUUAAUUAACUACUAUAGAAAAAUUUCUGAAGAAGAUACUUUGAGACCAAAAUUACCUGUUGGUGAAACACAUGUGCUUGGUGUACAGGACAAAUCUCCAUUUUGGAACUUUGGCUUGGUAGAGCCCGGUCAUAUCGUGCCGACCCUGUAUAAUAACAUGUUAAGAGCACCAGUAUUCAAACAUGAGGUGUCGGGGACUGAUUUCCUACUUGUGAGAAGCACGGGUAACGGCAUCAGUAAUAGAUUUUACUUGAGAAAUAUUAAUCAUUUAUUUACUGUCGGUCAGACAUUUCCGGUGGAUGAAAUUCCUGGUCCGAACUCUAGAAGAGUUACUUCAAUGAAAGCUAUUAGAUUAAGAAUGAUUGUUUACAGACUGUUGAACAAGGCUUCAACUAGAUCUAUAUCCAUUGAUCCCAUUGCUGUGCACUUCCCGGAAGCUGAGUAUGGCCAAAAUAGACAAAAAAUCAAAGAGUUUAUGAAAUAUCAAAGAGAAGGUCCAGAUAAAGGUUUAUGGAGGUUAAAAGAAGGUGAACCACUUUUGGAUGGUGAAAAUAUCAAAAAAUUACUAACGCCUGAACAAGUUGCUGAAGUUGAAGUUAUGGGCCAUGGUAUUCAGAAUCAAGACGACAAUGAAGUAUUUAAUUUUGACAAUGACCUAGUGAAGCUAGAAGAGAGCUUAACACCCUGGAAUAUAAGCAAGAAUUUUAUCAAUGCCACACAAAUGAGGGCGAUGGUACAAAUUCAUGGGGCGGGUGACCCAACUGGCUGCGGAGAAGGAUUUUCAUUCUUAAAAACCUCAAUGAAAGGAGGGUUUUUGAAAUCUACAACUUCCUUAGCAAACCUAGCAGCGUCUUCGCCAGCUCCUGCAACAAAAAAAGGCUCUUCCUCAAGUGGAUACUCAUACAACGUUGCUCAACAGCAGAAAGUAUACGAGGAUGAGAUCACAAGAACCUGGUAUACACACACAAAAAGCUUAAGUAUCUCUAAUCCCUUUGAAGAGAUUAACGACCCUGAUGAAGUUAAUGAAACUAACAGAUAUAUCAGAAACAAGAGAAAAGAUGGGCGUGUUCUUCGCAUUGUACGUAAAAAAAGGGAUGAAAACGGGAUAAUACAAAGGCAAACGGUGAUAAUAAAGGAUCCCAGAAUCAUUCAGGGAUAUUUGAAGCGGAAGGAGAAACAACGUAAGGAUAAUCUAAAUGUUGAUAAAUUACUUGAAGAAACGGAUACCGAUAUCCAUAACAUUGAGGAUAUAGAGAUGCAAAAGAAGAUACUUGAAACUGAACUUGCCAAUCUAGAGAAAUCGCAGCAACGAAGAGCUCGCCUGAAUCUAAAGAAAAGUGAAGGUAAAGUUGGUAAAGGUGCAAAGAACACUUCUAGACGUUGUGCUACUUGUGGCCAAGUAGGCCACAUCAGAACAAACAAAUCCUGCCCAAUGUAUUACAGUGAUAACGGACCGGGAGGCAGAAAUGCACCAGGUGAUACUCCUUCGGCAGCAACUCCAGAUGUGACAGCUACACCACCAGCAAAUAUAUAG